AUGUUCGCGAAGGCUUUCACUAUCGCCACUCUGGCUUCCUUCGCCAGUGCCCAUAUGCUCAUGGCCAACCCCAAGCCCUAUGGCAACCCCAGCAACAGCCCUCUAGAAGCAGAUGGUUCUGACUUCCCCUGCAAGGGCAAGGUCAAUGAUGGAUCAGGUGACAAUGUCUAUAAGCAGGGCAGCACACAGGAGCUCUCUUUCACUGGCCAAGCCGUUCAUGGUGGAGGUUCAUGCCAGGUCUCCAUCACCACCGACAAGAACCCUACCAAGGACUCUGUCUGGAAGGUGAUCAAGUCUAUCGAGGGAGGCUGCCCCUCCAGGACAGCAACCGGUAACUUGGGCGGCAACCCUGACGCCCCUAACCCCGACAAGUACGACUUCACCAUCCCCAAGGAGUUGGCUGCUGGCGAGUACACACUUGCCUGGACAUGGUUCAACCACGUUGGUAACCGUGAGAUGUACAUGAACUGUGCUGCCAUUACUGUUGAGGGCUCAGGCGGCUCCAAGGACCUCUUGAACUCACUCCCCGACAUGUUUGUUGCCAAUAUCGGUAAUAAGUGCGAGACCCUUCCUGACACCGAUCUUGCUUUCCCCAACCCUGGAAAAGAUGUGAGCAAGCUCAAGUCUAAACUUGACGGACCAUCAGGCCCUGGAUGCCAGAAGGCCGGUUCUGGAUCCGAUGAUGGCGGCUCCGACGCAGGCUCUGGUGGAGGCGAUUCUCAGCCUUCUACUCCUGUGGCUGCUCCUACUACCAACAACGGUGCCCAGCCCACUCAACCCGCCACUACACCCGCCCCUGGUGCUGGCAAUGGCUCAAAUGGCACUCCUGAGAUCCCCGGUGGUGCCUUCAUUACUGUUUCUCAGCCUUCCGCCUCCCAACCUACCGCCACCCAAGCACCCGCCACUUCCGAAACUCCUCAGGAUGGUUCCGGGUCUGAUUCCGGGUCUGGUUCCGGUUCAGGCUCGGGCUCUGGUGAUGGUAACCAGAGCGGCGGCUCGGGCUCCGGAAGCGGCGGCUUCGCUGCUGGAACUGCUUGCACAAACGAAGGUGAAUGGAACUGCAUUGGUGGCUCGACUUUCCAGCGCUGUGCCAGUGGUGCCUGGACUGCUACCCAACAGCUUUCCUCAGGCGUCAGUUGCACUCCUGGCCAAGGCGCUGAUAUCGCUAUGACCACGAAGCGAGGCAAGCGAAACAUGCGCCGGGCCCAACGCGCAUAA
Fusarium redolens is the source of this 1218-nucleotide messenger RNA. RefSeq lists its product as uncharacterized. Bases 1 to 1218 code for a protein of 405 amino acids. NCBI's taxonomy places the organism in Eukaryota, Fungi, Ascomycota, Sordariomycetes, Hypocreales, Nectriaceae. The record is from RefSeq and is a predicted model, not a curated record. The transcript has a single exon.